AUGAUCCACAAGGAAAUAAUUGGUGGUGUUGAAAUUCCAAUAAGCGAAGAAAAUUUACCAGAAAUAUGCAGAAAGCUCGACGAAGCUGAGAUUCGCAUCAACAAAGAAUUGGAGCAAAUGCUGCAAAAAUAUUGUUACGUUGAAGCUAAACUCCAAAGUAUCAAUAAAAUAUUGCCAAACGUCGCUUUGAUUCGUUCAGAAGGCGAAGACUUUCGUGACACUAUAGAGAAAACCAAUAGAUUAGCUGAAACAGUCAGUGCCAAAGUCAGAAAAUUGGAUUUAGCCAGGAGUCGAGUAUGCGAGUGUCAAAGCAGAGUCCAUGACAUUUUAGACCUCCAACUUUGCUCAGAAGGCGUAGCAACUGCUUUGAGAAACGAAGAUUACGAACAAGGAGCAGCUCACGUCCGCAGGUACCUAUCAAUGGACCAAAAAAUUCUAGAAAGAACUGCAGAUGAUGUAUCAGAAGACCGAGUUACUAUUGCAGGCUCUCUGGCGACUUUGCAACAAGCAGCUUCGCAGUUGCGAACUGUCGUCACCAGGAAGUUCGACGACGCAGUAAUGUCUGAAGAUCUUGCAUCAGUGGAGCGUUUCUUUAAAAUAUUUCCUCUGCUAGGAAUGCACGAUGAAGGGUUGGGUAAAUUUUGCUUGUACUUGUGCUCCAAACUGCAAGAAACAGCGCAAAAAAAUUUGCGCUCUGCUUUUGAAGUCAAAGUUAAUGAUGACAGAGCUUCUGUGGUGUAUGCUGACACGAUGACGUUGUUAUUCGAAGGGAUUGCUCGGAUAAUUGAAAUUCACCAGCCGAUAAUUGAGACUUACUACGGUCCGGGGAAGCUACUGAAGACUGUGACUAUUUUACAGAAGGAGUGUGAUAGGCAAAUUAAAAAGAUCUUUGCAGAGUUUAUGAAGAACCGCGGAAUUUCUAAGAAAGUCCAGUCAAUUAACGAGUACAUGCGCAAGCAGAUGACCGAAAAAACAGACCCCAAGACUCUGGAUUUAUUGUUGCAGGAGUUAACAUUAAUGCACACAAGAGCUGAGUUGUAUAUAAGAUUCUUGAGAAGAAGAGUGGUCAAUGAUUUAACUGUGGCUAGCUCAGAUGAAGAACUGUGUAAGCAGCAGGUUAAUGAAUUUGAGUCGAUGAUUAAAAACUCUGAGCUGUCCCAUGCGAUGCAAGAAGUCCUGGGUGCUUAUCUUGCGCUUGAAAGAUAUUUUUUGGAGGAAAGUGUUAAUAAGGCCUUGGGGAUGGACACGCUGGACCAAGACCAGCAGACGUCGAGUAUGAUUGAUGAUGUGUUUUACAUUGUCAAAAAAUGCGUGAGACGCGCCAUUUCUAGCUGGAGUGUCGACGGAGUUUGUGCUGUUGUCAAUAUGGCCUGUGGCAUCCUGGAAGGAGAGUUUGCUAACAGAUUAAAGUCAAGGCUGCGGCAAGGAUAUCCUGCUGGGUACCUAGACUUGGCUCAGGCUUACAGCGCGCUCCAGAGUAGCAUACAGCAAGGUCGCCUCCAAACGUCAGACACUGAGUAUGCAAGACUCAUGUUUUUGGCUUAUUUGAAUAACGCAGAUGUCAGUAUUGAGUACGUGGAGACACUGAGCAAGAGCCUCACUGCAGACAUCGACGCUGCUUUUCCUUCGUUGCAACAAAAAGAUCGGGAUAAAAUAGACAGCUGCUUGGCGGGUAUGAAAGGUGUUACCACUACCUUGCGCGCGGUAAUUGAUUACGGAAUGGAACAAUUGAGAUCGAGUGCUGUCAAACCGAGAAUUACGCCUUGGGUAGACUCGUUUCUCUCGGUUAAUCAUCAGGUUAAUGAAGAUGAGCUACUUAGAUAUGAAACAGAUGAACCUUUUGUGCAGACUCUGGUGAUGAAUCUUGAAGGAUUGUUAGAGGCUUUCAAAAGCAGUUUAACUACGGCGAAUUAUGAUGCGCUCAUUGGAAUUCUUACGUCUGAAGUUACUAUACGAUUGGAAAAAGUUGUUUUAAAAUCGACGUUUAAUAGGGCUGGAGGACUUAUUUUGGAUAAAGAAAUAAGAUCAUUGGCGAGUUAUUUAGCCGCUGCAACUUCGUGGUCUGUGAGAGAUAAAUUUGCUAGGCUUACGCAAAUAGCUACAAUAUUAAGUAUCGAAAAAGUUGAAGAAUUGGCUGAUUAUUGUGGUAGUGAUGCCAUUGCGUGGCGUUUGACACCUGCUGAAGUUAGAAAAAUAGCGGCAUUGAGAACAGAUUUACGUCCUGAUGAUAUUAAAAGGCUUAAAUUAUAA
This is a messenger RNA of Cotesia congregata, 2250 nucleotides long. The record is from the annotation of a GenBank genome assembly. Lineage: Eukaryota; Metazoa; Arthropoda; Insecta; Hymenoptera; Braconidae.